Molecule: messenger RNA, 949 nt
Organism: Pocillopora meandrina
Lineage: Eukaryota; Metazoa; Cnidaria; Anthozoa; Scleractinia; Pocilloporidae
Source: the annotation of a GenBank genome assembly
AUGGACAGAACACAGAUGUUGAAAACCGUGGAAAGCUUGAGAGACCAGCUGAGAAUUUCGCGUUUGCCGGUUUCUAUAUGCAGCAACGAGUAAGUAAACCAUGAUCUUGUCAUUUAAAUUUGUAAAUCACAAGUUUAUAUCAUGAAGCGAAUAUUAAUUUGGGAGACGGUCUACGUACGCCGUUUAUCGUUUUCCUUUUAAAUUUUCGCUAAAGAAUUGUGCCAGUAAGUUAUUUUUUGCGACUUAAAUAUCCACAAAGUUUCAUGCAGCGAAUAUAUUUGGCUAAAUAGUGUGUUUUCAUAGAAGAAAUCGGUUUAUGGGCGGUUUUUUUCGACGGCUUUAACAUAGCGAAAUGCUUAAUCUUUACUACGGCUGAAUCACCGAAAUCAGUGUUCAGAGAUUAAAUCAAAACUGUCUGUGUCAUUCCCAAGAAAACAGUUGAAUUUUCCGACUAUUUUUUUAAUUUCUCCGUGUGGUUAAAUGGACAUGUGCCCUUUUUUUAAGUCAGGGAUACCACAAGCCGAACUAGGAGUGAAACCUUGCUGCAACCUGCGUUAACAAAGCCUUUCAAGAGACAGGUUGAAUUUACUUUGUGUUUAUGAAAAUCGCGUUUUGCCUUGAAACUCUUCUUAACUAAAAUCCUUGAGGAGGACAGCUGAAAAAUAUAUCACUCUAAUUGAGAAGAAAACCCCUCGAAGAGACCUUCAUUUUCACCGAGCGCUUCUCAUCGACACGUUCGAAUCGCGAUAACAUGAAUCCUUCACGCGCUUUUCUUCAGAACGGGUGAACUUUACAAUCCUUUUAGUGAUUGACACUUCUUUUUUAAUUAUUCCUUUCAGGUUAAAGGAGUAUUGCACACAAAAUGGCACAAAAGAUCCCCUUAUUCAUCCACCAGAAAGACGGGAAAAUCCAUUCGCGGAAAAACCGAAAUGUACCAUACUUUAACAAA